GUGUCAGGCAGAGUAAUGAUUAUGAAGCUGGAAAUUGGAGGUGUGCUGAUGAAUGUUGUUAGUGUAUAUGCCCCUCAAGAUGGGUGUGUGAUGAUCUGAGAAAGAAAAUUUCUGGAGUGAGUUGGAUAAUGUGGUUUACAGUGUACCCAAGGGACAGAAAGUGGUGAUUACAGCAGAUUUCAAUGGACAUGUUUUUGAAUGGAACAGAGGAGAUAAGGAGAUGAUGGGUAGGUAUGGUGUCAAGGAGAGGAAUGAAAAAGGUCAGAGGAUAGUGGAUUUUGCGAAAAGGAUGGGCAUGGCUGUGGUGAAUACGUAUUUUAGGAAGAGAGAGGAACAAAGGGUGACAUUCACUUUGAAGACGACACCUGGAAGGGUGAUAAGCUAACUGAUCCUGAUGGAAAUCUGAAGGAGAAACUCUGUAAGAAACAUCAGAAAUGUCUGGAGUUAUUUUGCACCACAGAAGAGCUGUGCAUCUGCUUGAUGUGUGAGAAAGACCUGAGGGUGACACUGAGUAAAAUCAGGAGGAGACUUGAGAAGAGAAAGCAGAAACUGAAGCAGACAAGGACAGCGAUGGAGCAGAUGAAGACUUCUGUGGAAAUAGUGAUGGGGGAAAAUAAGAAGAGCUUCACUGAUUUGGUUCACUACAUUGAGGAAUCCUACAAGAAAUUGACCAAGAGAAUCAGAGAACAAGAAAAAAGAGAAAUGGAGAAGGCUGAAGCAGUCAUGGAGCAACUGAAGAAGGAGAUUGAGGAGCUGAAGAGAAAAGACGCUGAGCUGAAGGAGCUUUCAGAGACCAAGGAUCAUCUCCACUUCCUACAGACUUUCUCAUCUCGUUGUGUCCUUCCUUCUGAUGGAGACUCGCUCAGCUUCACUGUCACUCCUGACUUUUCUUCUGAGGACCUGCUAAAGAAGCUGUCACAUCUGAAAAAGAUUUUGGAGAAGAUCAGCCAGUGGGACAUCCUGCCUUUGACUCCACCAGGUCGUGAAGCUCCAGUCUUCACCCUACAGCCUCCUGAACCUCAGAGCAGAGAGGAGUUUUUACAAUACUUCUGUCCCAUCACACUGGACAUCAACACGGGGGAGUUUACAGCAGUCAAGUUGUGCAGCUGUGGAGUUAAUAGCAGCACCUCCCGCGGCCAGACCUCUUAUCGGGUCUUCUGCCUUUUGGAUUUCAUCUCACCCGCAUUUCCUGCACCAGCCUAA
Polypterus senegalus (gray bichir) is the source of this 1203-nucleotide messenger RNA. Its product is annotated as tripartite motif-containing protein 16-like. The coding region runs from base 481 to 1203 and encodes 240 amino acids. The record is from RefSeq and is a predicted model, not a curated record. NCBI's taxonomy places the organism in Eukaryota, Metazoa, Chordata, Cladistia, Polypteriformes, Polypteridae. The transcript has 7 exons.